This is a messenger RNA of Mustela lutreola (European mink), 1336 nucleotides long. RefSeq names its product UPF0415 protein C7orf25-like. Lineage: Eukaryota; Metazoa; Chordata; Mammalia; Carnivora; Mustelidae. The record is from RefSeq and is a predicted model, not a curated record.
UGCGCAUGCGGUCCUGGCGCAGCCGGAAAGGAAUAAUGCUGUCAGCAUGUCUGCACACUCCAUGCUCUGUGAACGAAUCGCCAUCGCCAAGGAACUGAUCAAGAGAGCAGAAUCACUGUCUAGAUCAAGAAAAGGCGGCAUAGAAGGUGGCGCAAAGCUGUGCAGCAAAUUGAAGGCAGAGUUAAAAUUCUUACAGAAAGUAGAAGCCGGGAAAGUAGCAAUUAAGGAAUCCCAUCUGCAGAGCACUAACCUAACACACCUAAGAGCCAUCGUGGAAUCAGCAGAAAACUUGGAAGAAGUUGUUAGUGUUCUUCAUGUCUUUGGUUACACAGAUACCAUGGGAGAAAAGUAGACCCUAGUGGUGGAUGUGGUUGCCAAUGGUGGUCAUACGUGGGUGAAAGCCUGGGUGAAAGCCAUUGGCCGAAAGGCUGAAGCUCUUCAUAACAUCUGGCUGGGCAGGGGCCAGUAUGGUGACAAAAGUAUCAUUGAGCAGGCUGAAGACUUCCUCCAGGCCAGUCACCAGCAGCCAGUGCAGUACAGCAACCCUCACAUCAUCUUUGCAUUUUACAACAGCGUCUCCAGCUCCAUGGCAGAGAAGCUCAAAGAAAUGGGCAUUUCUGUGAGAAGAGACAUAGUAGCCGUUAACUCUCUGUUAGAUCACCCAGAAGAGAACCAGCCCAGGGAGAGUGAGUCAGAUGAUGAGGGCCCUGAAUUUUUGCAGGUGACCCAAGUGGACCGAGAAAAUAUUCUAGCAAGUGUUGCCUUUCCAACAGAAAUUAAGGUCGAUGUGUGCAAAAGAGUGAAUCUGGACAUUACGACUUUAAUUACAUAUGUAUCUGCCCUCAGCUAUGGAGGCUGCCACUUUGUCUUCAAAGAGAAAGUGCUUACGGAACAAGCAGAGCAAGAGAGGAAGGAGCAGGUUUUGCCACAGCUGGAGGCGUUUAUGAAGGACAAGGAGUUGUUUGCCUGUCAUUCCGCUGUCAAAGACUUUCAGUCUAUUCUAGAUACCUUAGGAGGACCUGGGGAGAGAGAGAGGGCCACUAUGCUGAUUAAGCAAACUAAUGUGGUACCUGACCAGCCUUCUGAGCGUGCCUUGAGACUAGUGGCCAGUUCAAAAAUCAAUAGCUGCUUGCUAACAAUUUUUGGGACAGGAGACAUUCUAAAAGCCAUCACGAUGACUGUCAAUAGUGGUUUUGUCAGAGCUGCCAACAACCAGGGUGUUAAAUUUAGUGUGUUUAUCCAUCAGCCUAGAGCACUUACUGAGAGCAAAGAGGCUCUCGCCACCCCUUUACCAAAAGACCACACAACCGCUAUGAACACUGAUGAUACCCUUUAA